AUGGCUGGAUUUUUCGCUGAAACACCUCUAGAAAUUUGGUCUCUCGAUGGCUUGAGCGUGUGGUGUGCCCUUAAUGUUACAUGCGAUAAGAAAAAACUUUUAGACCGCAUGAAAAAGGCGAUUCAGGAUAUACGUGAUGCUCCCUUCUCAGAUGUUGCCAAAAUGAGGGCCGAUUCACAUUACGGGACUGUUGGUCGUCUGGGUGUUGAACUGUUGUCCUGGAAACUUGCUAAAAAUAAGAGCGAUUAUUUUAAAUCUUUGCAAGAGCUGAGGAAAAUAAAGGACGAGGAAACCAUUCGACUAACGCAGAUAAAAAGUCACGAAACUAUACAGCUUGCGGAGAUAAAGUCAAAAAAUUUGCAAGAACAUACUUCUACAGUAGUGGAUUUCCAUAGGAACAUCGCCAUUGACCUCACUACUAUUAACAAUCGCAAAAGGAAAGAAAUCCCAGCAUAUGAAGAUGAGGAGCUGACACCACCUGAGGAUGACAAUAAAGUCUCAAAAAUAACAAAAAUUGAUCACCAUUUUGUACAUGCUGUUACGCCAUCUCCACUUGACAAAAAUGAACAUGAUACAGAUUUUGAGGCGGAACAGGAUGUGGAUAACAUAUAUUGCCAGGAGCUGUCAUUAGUUGAGACUUCGUUAAAUUUGGCUAUCGGAAGACUUGCUGAAAUUAAAAGUGGUAUUGGGAGAUAUCGGAUUAUAUUUUUACCGGAGGAUAAUGUUCAUAAUCCAAUUAAACGCUUAUUCAAUGAUGAAGAGUGGUCAAUAAUGGAAUCGAAUUGGGAAAAGGUUGAAAAAAGGAUCGCGGACUCGCUUCCCCAGAUUGAUGAAAACGUAAAAUUACUUUUAGAGAAGUACAGCAAAUGUAUAAGAGAUGCCACCAUCAAAUGUUAUGUUGACUUAAAUAAAGUCGAAAGUAUCAUUUGUAAAAGCCCGUUUGAAGAUCAGCAUUUGUAUCUGUUCGAAAGAGACUAUCAUCUUCGAUGGGUACAAUCAGUAUACAAUGCUUUCAUAUUGUGCCUUCAGACACCAUUCAACCCUCUAGGUGAUCCGGAUACAUCUGAAUAUGCGUAUAGAAGUCGAGUUAUAAAUUAUAUUUGGGAAGGACUUUUCUUUGAUUGUAUUUAUCUCCAAUUAGUGGUGAAGUCGAAAAUGUGGACCGAAAAAAAACAACUGGACCUAUCAAGAAAUUUGAAUCAGCGUAAAUCAAGUCUUGGAACUUGGUAUCACGAUGCCGUUCUAGUUAUGAAGGUUGGAAGCAAGUUGGUUCAAAUAGUAUUUGGAGAGGUAAUCGGAAAUGCUUUCAAACGUGAUGACAAGAAAUAUAAUGAUGAUAAAGAAAAAAUGCUUAAAGCUAUGCAAUUGGCUCUUUUUAACCUUCGAAAAUCAUUACCUGAAAAGGCCCUAGGUCUCGAAGAUUUGGAAACUUUUGGAUUACUCGUAUAUAGAAAAGAAUUUCUUUUAUAUUCGAUGCAUUGGGUGGACGGGAUAUAUCUCGUUGAUCAAUUUAAUGGAUUUACGAUUCCCGAUACAUCACUGGAUCUGGAGAAUCUAUCCAAUAUAAUUCAAAUAAUGAUUAAAUUUAAGGACCGUAUCAUGAAAUUGCAGGCCCAUAUGGAAUUUUUAUAUAAAUCGAGCAAAAAUUUUAAACGUGGUGGGUCUCAACGUACAAAUGAUUCUAUUGUCUACGCCACGAAUUUCCCAAUCGAUUCGUUGAAAGAGUUAAAUCUUAAGCUCGUUCUUCAGAUUGAUGAACUUAGAAAAGAGAAUGCUGAAGUUAAGGUCGAGAACACAAGAUUAAAACGAGCUAUAGAAGAAAAUAUCCAAGUACAAAGUAUUAUUUCUUCUGAAAUAAAAGAUGAAUCUAAAGGACUAUUAUUCAUUCUGUUAUUUAUUGAAAGCCAUUGUGAAGAGAAGAAAAACAUCACUCCUGAUUCUUUACCUGAAUUAGAACAUAGCUUGAUGAAAUCUGAAUCUUUAACAAAAAAUGAUAUAUAA
This is a messenger RNA of Ambispora gerdemannii, 2001 nucleotides long. Lineage: Eukaryota; Fungi; Glomeromycota; Glomeromycetes; Archaeosporales; Ambisporaceae. The record is from the annotation of a GenBank genome assembly.